Molecule: messenger RNA, 1290 nt
Organism: Neodiprion fabricii
Lineage: Eukaryota; Metazoa; Arthropoda; Insecta; Hymenoptera; Diprionidae
Exons: 3
Coding region: 224-865 (213 amino acids)
Source: RefSeq, a predicted model, not a curated record
AACGAGACAGAUCAGCCGCGGUGGCAUUAAAGUAUUUUUCCUAGAGCGAAGCUCGUUGUUUAAUUACGUGUGCUCCGAUUCGCUGAUGUUUUAUGCACAAAUCAGGCGAUUAAGAUUGUCAAAAACGUUUAUAAUUAAGGCCCCUCUUAAAGGGUAGUGCAUCCUAUUGUAAUACGUCACGAGAAUACUUCAUUAUUUUAAGUAUUCUCCAACAAGUAAAAAGAUGUUUUACUACGUGUUCCAACUUUUCAUACUGGGUAAUGUUUUAAUCUACGAUGUAUCGGGACAUGGAAGACUGAUCGAACCUCCGUCUAGAGCCUCCAUGUGGAGAUACGGAUUUGACAAUCCACCUGAUUACGACGAUGACCAGGGGUAUUGUGGCGGUUAUGGCAUACAAUGGGGCGUGAACAACGGAAAAUGCGGAGUGUGUGGAGAUGCGUGGAAUUUACAAGAGCCUCGACCACAUGAAACGGGUGGUAAAUACGGUAAUGGGAUAAUAGUGAAGAAAUAUCGCGCCGGUUCUAUCGUCCCGAUAAAAGUACAAAUAACGGCGUUUCACAAAGGAUACUUUGAGUUUCGGGUGUGUCCGGUGAAACAACGCGGUGUCGAAGUGACGGCCGAAUGUCUGAAUCAAAAUAUUCUGAUUGGGGCAGACGGGAAGUCCAGGUAUUACCCGCAAUCUGGACCAGGCCUUGUUGAGGUCAACUACAGACUACCUGCUCGCAUGACCUGUGAGCAGUGCGUACUCCAAUGGAGAUACGUAGCCGGAAAUAACUGGGGCGAUUGUGGCGAUGGAACAGGGGCUCUCGGCUGUGGUCCGCAGGAAGAAUUUAGGGCUUGUGCGGACAUUUCAAUUAGUAACUAAUAAUCAAUCUUCACUUUUCCCUCAAUUUAUAUCUGCGAGGCCAACUGAGAUUUCUGCUACCAAAGAACAUUCAGCAUCUUAUAAUAAGUUACCUUUACUUGAAAACAUCAUAAUAUCGACGGGAAUUUUAGGCGAUGGAUGUUUCCUCACUUGGUGCAUGAUUUUUAGUUUAUCAGAUAUCAUUAAAAAGUGUAAAAAACUGACAGGCACGAACCUGUGAAUAUAAUAAAUAUUUAUAUGCAUAGAGUAGCAAAACUGUUAGACAUAGCCACAUGGUUUCGUGGAUUUUGAUCGACGCCACCAUGUGUAAACAAGUUCCGUCAAUUAUAAUUUUUAUCUUAUUCUCACGCUAUGAUGAUUGUAAUCACUGAAAUAUUAAGAAUAUAAUAUCAACACUUCAAGGGACAGAUUCUUGACGAGAAGGU